AUAUAUCUCUCACCUCAUUUUUCUUCCAAUCAGAAAAAUGCAUCCUAAAGGCAUGUAUUUCCCUCUUUUCAUUGCUAUUGUGGCUAUUUUUGUAUCAACAUCCUUCAUGAUAUAUGACCAUUUAACUUUCCAGGUUCAUCGAGGUCAUCAUCAUCGUGAUAAAAAAACAAACCAAUCAAUUUGUGACAAUUUCUCCCCCAAUUUUCCAGCUAUAGAUCCCAUCACAACUUCAAUUCUCUGUGUUGAUCAUAAUGGUUGCUGCAAUUUCACCACAGUGCAAGCUGCUGUUGAUUCAGUUGCAAAUUUCAGCCCGAUACGGAGCUUGAUUUGGAUCAACAGUGGCAUUUAUUUUGAAAAGGUGAUUGUUCCAAAAAGCAAGCCUAAUAUCACGUUUCAAGGGCAGGGGUAUACUUCAACAGCUAUAAUAUAUAAUGACAAUGCCAAUUCUUCACAUGGCACAUUUAACAGUGGCUCUGUCCAAGUUUUCUCCACCAACUUUAUCGCUAAGAAUAUAAGUUUCAUGAAUGUAGCUCCGAUUCCAGGGCCUGGGGCGGUAGGAGCACAAGCAGUAGCCAUUAGAAUAGGAGGAGACCAAGCUGCCUUCUGGGGUUGUGGAUUUUUCGGAGCUCAGGAUACCCUUCAUGAUGAUCGGGGUCGCCAUUAUUUCAAGGAAUGUUACAUUCAAGGUUCUAUCGACUUCGUUUUUGGCAAUGGCAAAUCACUUUAUGAGAACUGCCAAUUGACAUCAAUAGCGAGUCCAGGAUCAAGGUCGAUAAAUGGAGCAGUGACAGCACAUGGCAGAGCUUCAAAAGAUGAAGACAGCGGUUUUGCAUUCGUUAACUGCAAUGUGGGAGGAACUGGUCGGAUUUGGUUAGGCCGAGCUUGGAGGCCUUUCUCUACUGUUGUCUUUGCUAAUACUUUCAUGACUGAUAUUAUUUCUCCUGAGGGAUGGAACGACCUCAAUGACCCUUCAAGAGACCAGACGAUCUUCUAUGGGGAGUACAAUUGCUCAGGAGCAGGAUCAAACAUGUCACAAAGGGCAUCAUAUGUUCAAAAGCUUAAUGAUACCCAAGCUCUUUCCUUUCUCAACUCGUCUUUCAUCAAUGCUGAUUUAUGGCUACAAUCUUUCUCUAAUUAGAAUUUUUUUUAUUUUCUAUGUACGAACAUAUUAAUUACUUCGCAUACGUACAAAUCAUAUUUAAAAACUAAAAUGUAUUGGCUUUUAUGCUUUUAUAUUCUUUCUCAUAUCCUCAUUAGGCGACGAACAGAGAUUGAUGUUGUAUUGUACACAUUAAUAACCAUCAAUAUUCUUGAGCUAGAAUAAAAUGAAUAUUCUACUCUCUUCAUUCC
This is a messenger RNA of Lycium barbarum (goji berry), 1350 nucleotides long. Its product is annotated as probable pectinesterase 8. Lineage: Eukaryota; Viridiplantae; Streptophyta; Magnoliopsida; Solanales; Solanaceae. The coding region runs from base 38 to 1138 and encodes 366 amino acids. Gene Ontology annotation, molecular function: pectinesterase activity. The transcript has 5 exons. The record is from RefSeq and is a predicted model, not a curated record. Gene Ontology annotation, biological process: cell wall modification.